GGUAUUGUGGGAAUUCCGGAAACUCUCCUGGUCGUAUAUUAUACGGGGUAGCAGAAGUAUGAGACGAAAGUAGAAAAGUAAUACUGGCAUCCCUCUGUUUUGAAUCAAGAGUCCACUGAGUUCUCACUAGUUGUUUCUAUCAUCAUCCUAAGUUUCGUGUAUAAGCAAAAGUAAAAAGUUACAGCGCAACAACAGCCGUGCUUGAGUUACCAUUCUUCUGUCUUUUUCGUUGCAUCUUGCUUCUCCCGCGUAUUCCUCAACGAAAUCUUCAAUUCCGUUCAAAAUGCUUGGUCCAUUGAACAUCAAUCUCUCCGAAUUUGGAGUUUCGACAGAGAAUGGGUUCCUUCCAGAUGUCAAUCCUCUUCCAAGAUUGAGUGCCUAUGUCGAGUGGGAAGAUUUGGUAGAUGAGAUCCCCUUUUUACUCAAAGAAGGGUUGUUCAGACAGCAUGCCGAUGCUUUACCCAUACUCGAUACAUCGAGUUUACAAGAGGAAGAUGAAUGGCGAAGAGCUUACCAUUUGUUGUCUUUCAUGACACAUUCAUACAUUUGGGGAGGAAAAGUUCCAUCAGAGUUAUUACCCCCUCAGAUAUCAAAACCCUUCCUGGUCGUCUCAUCCCACCUCGGCCUUCCCCCCACCGCCACAUACGCCGCUCUCAAUCUCUGGAACUUCACCAGCAGCUCCCCAACACAAGAUCUCACCGAUCUAGACAAACUCUCCUGUCAACACACCUUCACCAAUACCCCCGAUGAAUCCUGGUUCUACCUCGUUUCCGUGGCCAUCGAAGCCCGCGGCGCAGAAGUCAUCCCCUUGAUGAUAAAAGCUAUGAAUGCCGUUCGCUCCGACGAGCCAGAAGUUUUAAUAUCCUGCCUCGAAAACUUCUCAGCCUGUAUAAAAGAUUGUGGUAUUAUCCUUGAACGGAUGUAUGAAAAAUGUGAUCCCGAGGUCUUCUAUCAUAUUAUCAGACCCUUCCUAGCAGGGAGUAAAAACAUGUCGGCAGCUGGUCUGCCUAGAGGUGUAUUCUAUGAUGAAGGCAAUGGAAGUGGGGAAUGGAGAACGUACAGUGGAGGAAGUAAUGCACAGAGUAGUUUGAUACAAUUCUGGGAUGCAGUAUUGGGUGUCAAACACGUACCUACUAGACCUAUGGGCAAACCACAGAGUGAAACUGUGGAGCCCAAGAAAGGUUGUCAUGGAUUCCUAGAAGAAAUGCGCAACUACAUGCCAGGCACACACCGCGCCUUCCUCAACCAAAUCUCUGAAAUCUCUCCCAUCCACAACUACGUCGACUCAUCAAUCUGUUCCUCCUCCGUCACCAAAGCCUACAACCAUGCUGUCGAAACCCUCACUGAAUUCCGCAACAUCCACAUCCAAAUUGUAACACGAUACAUCAUUAAUCCAUCUCGGAAAGCGAUGGCUCAAGGCACGGAGAAAGAAAAUGCGGGGUUGAAUUUAGCAGUUGCGACAACGAAGAAGGGAGGGAAGGAUGUUAGAGGAACGGGAGGAACACAGCUGAUUCCAUUUUUAAAACAGAGUAGAGAUGAGACGAGAAAUAUGACUGUGAAUGUUGUGGAGAGUCCGUGAAUGAGGGAUAAAACGUUGAAGAUGGAUGUAUAUAUGGGAUGGCGUUUAGACACGAUUCAUGAUAUAGAUAAUAAUACCCAAUGAUGUUUUGAAGCA
This is a messenger RNA of Botrytis cinerea B05.10, 1675 nucleotides long. RefSeq lists its product as hypothetical. Lineage: Eukaryota; Fungi; Ascomycota; Leotiomycetes; Helotiales; Sclerotiniaceae. Gene Ontology annotation, cellular component: cytoplasm. Gene Ontology annotation, molecular function: indoleamine 2,3-dioxygenase activity; metal ion binding; heme binding. Gene Ontology annotation, biological process: 'de novo' NAD+ biosynthetic process from L-tryptophan. Bases 284 to 1579 code for a protein of 431 amino acids. The record is from RefSeq and is a predicted model, not a curated record. The transcript has 3 exons.